Pollicipes pollicipes is the source of this 3700-nucleotide messenger RNA. RefSeq names its product ATP-dependent RNA helicase DDX3Y. Gene Ontology annotation, molecular function: nucleic acid binding; ATP binding. The coding region runs from base 390 to 1778 and encodes 462 amino acids. NCBI's taxonomy places the organism in Eukaryota, Metazoa, Arthropoda, Thecostraca, Pollicipedomorpha, Pollicipedidae. The transcript is spliced from 9 exons. The record is from RefSeq and is a predicted model, not a curated record.
UCGACCGCGGCUUCGGCGACCGGCGCGGCGGCUCCACCUGGAACAACAACCGGGGCGGCGGCCGCUGGGGCGACCGUGAGGACGACCUGCAGCGUAACGACCGCUGGAAGGAGCCGGCCGUCAGCGACGCCGACUGGACCACGCCGCUGCCGCGCGACUCGCGCCUAGAGGAGGAGCUCUUCCAGCAGGCGAGCACCGGCAUCAACUUCGACAAGUACGACGACAUCCCGGUGGACGCCACCGGCAACGAUGUGCCCGACUGCAUCAAGUCGUUCAGCGAGCUGGAGCUCACGCCGAUUAUCGUCGAGAACAUCGCGCUGACCAAGUACACGACGCCGACGCCGGUGCAGAAGUACUCGUUCCCGAUCAUCCUCAAGUCGCGGGACUUGAUGGCAUGCGCGCAGACCGGCUCCGGCAAGACAGCCGCCUUCCUCGUGCCGGUGCUCAACCAGAUCUUCUUGAGUGGGCCGCAGAUGGUCAGCCAGGACCCUAAGCGUCCGAUGGGCGGGCGCAGGAAGCAGUUCCCGCUGGCGCUGGUGCUGGCGCCCACCCGCGAGCUGGCCACGCAGAUCUACACGGAGGCGCGCAAGUUCUCGUACCGCUCGCACGUGCGGCCGUGCGUGGUGUACGGCGGCGCCGACGUGGGCAGCCAGAUGCGCGACCUGGAGCGCGGCUGCCACCUGCUGGUGGCCACGCCCGGCCGCCUGGUGGACAUGCUGGAGCGCGGCAAGGUCGGCCUCGACAACUGCCGCUACCUGGUGCUGGACGAGGCCGACAGGAUGCUGGACAUGGGCUUCGAGCCGCAGAUUCGUCGGAUCGUGGAGCAGGACACCAUGCCGCCCACCAAUGACCGGCACACCAUGAUGUUCUCGGCCACGUUCCCCAAGGAGAUCCAGCGUCUCGCCCAAGACUUCCUGCGCGACUACAUCUUCCUGGCGGUGGGCCGCGUCGGCUCCACCUCGGAGAACAUCACCCAGGAGAUCGUCUGGGUGGAGGACCAGCAGAAGAAGUCGUUCCUGCUCGACCUGCUGCAGGCCACGCAGGAGCGCGACCCCGAGAAGGUGACCGAGUCGCUGACGCUGGUGUUCGUCGAGACGAAGCGUGGCGCCGACAAUCUGGAAGACUUCCUCUACCGCAACAGCUACCCGGUCACGUCAAUCCACGGCGACCGCUCGCAGGGCGAGCGCGAGCUGGCGCUGAAGCACUUCCGCAGCGGCCGCUGCCCGAUCCUGGUGGCCACGGCGGUGGCCGCCCGUGGGCUGGACAUCCCGCACGUGAAGCACGUCAUCAACUUUGACCUGCCGUCGGACAUCGAGGAGUACGUGCACCGGAUCGGCCGCACCGGUCGCAUGGGCAACACGGGCCUGGCCACCAGCUUCUUCAACGACAACAACCGCGGUCUGGUGCGCGACCUGAUGGAGCUGCUGACCGAGACGAAGCAGGUGGUGCCCGACUGGCUGGAGAGCUUCUCGAUGGAGGUGCACAAGAUGGGCGGCGGCGGCGGCCGGCGCGGCGGCAAGCGCUUUGGCGGCGGCUUCGGCGGCCGCGACGUGCGCCAGCAGAACCGCAGUGGCGGCUACAGCAAGGGCAACCAGGGCUACGGCCAGGCCAAGAUGGGCGGCGGCGGCGGCGGCGCCUACCCCGCCUACGGCAUGCCGCAGAUGGGCGGCAUGUACGGCUACGCGCCGAUGCAGGUGGGCGGCUACGGCGGCACGUACGCGGCGGCGCCGCCGCACGGCGGCGGCGGCGCCAGCGACAGCUGGUGGAACGGCAACUAGCGGGCCGCCCGCCGCCGCGGCCGCCCGCCCCCGCUCUCCCCUGUCCGCCGCCUGAUUCUGUCUCUGUCGUAGUUCCCGUUGCAGCAGCUCCCGGCCGCCCCGCUGAGCCCGGCCUGGUGCGCCGCGGCCGCGCGGUCCGCCGGCCAGGCACUUGUGAUACGGUGGGCGCCGCGCCGCGCGCCGCUCCGGCGCGAGCGGCGCGCCCCGCCCCGCUCUGCCCUCGGAGCGCGCACCGAGGCCCGGGCCUCCUCUCUGUGCGUGUGCGUGUUUUACGGCGUUUUAAAGUUAUCAUUCCGCUGCGUAGGAAACUGAGUGUUUCGUUUGUUCUCCUGUGCGUUCGUGUGUUUAGAACAACAUUAUUACUCAGCAUUAUUCCCUUAAUCCGAGAGUUCACACUCGCGUAAGGCGCCAGGCGGCGUUUAGGUGUUUUCUUUCCACGUUCCCUGGCGGACGGCCGAUCCAUGGGAGCUGUUGCGUCGUAUAGAAGUAAAUAUGAUAAACUGUUGUAUUCUUUCCUGGGCCGAAAUUGUCAGCUAGCGUGCCCAAGCGGCGAGCCGAGUGGGUGUGGGGUGAGACGCGCCUGCACGCGCGUGGGACAGGACCGGUGCGCGAUGCGUGACCGAGCGGCCAGGUCGACACCGCCCCAGAUCUCUCCCGCACUGAGAGGGCGCCACUCGCGGUGCGCCAGCGCCAGAGAGAGCGGGCGAGUGAUCGAUCUGAGGGGGCGGCGGUGCCGGCCGCAGCGGGCUGGGCCGCCGCGCCGCGUCCGCCGCCGAGGCGGCGGCGCGGCGAGCACGGCCGCGCGGUUGCGCGACCGCUUAUUUAUUAGUAGCGUUACGGAGGGCCGCGCGAGACCGGGUCAGGUGUGUACUGUGCGUCUGUUCUCUGUCUGUUUCCUGCUCCGCCCGUCUCCCGGCGCCGGCGGUGGCGGCGUCCCGGUCCGGUCCGGUCCGGUCCGGUCUGGCCGGGCCCGGCCGCCGCGCGUCGGGCCACGCACAUGACACGCACGCAUUCUUCCACUGAUGCAGGGGUGCUGAGAGCGCGCUGGGGCCGGCGGUUUUGUUUCGGUACGGCGCCCGGUCGCGGCGGUUUCUGUUAUCCCGGUUCAGCGCGCGCGUCGGCCGCGCCGCGCGCCGGCGGGCUGGCCCGGUGGCCGCGCGGCGGCGCUAGUGUCGCUGAUCUCAGGGCAGACUCGGCAGGGCUCCCCGCCGAACCCGACGGCGGGUCGGCUGGGGCGGCGGGCCGGCCGUGCGGGCGCGACCCGCCGCCCCCCGGCGGCCCGGGUGGCGAGUGUUGCGCCGGUGUGCCUCACGGGAUGGGCUCUACUUAUGUACCGGUCCGGUUGUCUCAAACCAGUGACUUCUGAUCCAGUCUAGUCUCCAUGCGUGAUUGUGUGCGUGGCAAUAUCUUUUAGGGAACAGUACAAAUUGUGUCUGCGGGCCCGUCGGUCGCAAUUUGGUGCGUGAAUGUCUUAGGAUUUUCCAGAUAUCACCUUGAAGCUUGACCGGUUCUGGCGACCAGUUUGCUUCGUUUAUACUUUGUAGCCUCUAUCAGGGGGACCGUUAUACUAUGUAACCUCUGGCGGAGGGUACCUUACACGUUAUACACUUGACUUGCGCGCGUCCAAAAGUGACUGUGACCCAGCCGCUGGUCGCUUGCGCCGCCCGGAAGCCCGGUAACAAAUUGUGAACCUAUUUUUGCGCCCGAGCGUGCUGGGGCGCCGGCCGUGGGAGACUGUCGUUCUUGUGCGUGACCUUGCGUAACCUUUGGAAGUGGUGUACGGUGAUGACGGCGUCUGCGGUCGCGCACCGUACGGAGAGACAGACAGAGCAACAGCUGUUCACGCUCUCGCCCUGGGAGAGAUUUUGGGCCUGCGGGAGGCUCGACACACCAUUGAAAUACAAGGAAAGAAUAUGAACACA